Messenger RNA from Poeciliopsis prolifica (blackstripe livebearer), 6131 nucleotides. It is a transcript of the gene prrt4b, whose product is annotated as proline rich transmembrane protein 4b. The transcript is spliced from 4 exons. NCBI's taxonomy places the organism in Eukaryota, Metazoa, Chordata, Actinopteri, Cyprinodontiformes, Poeciliidae. The coding region runs from base 179 to 3793 and encodes 1204 amino acids. The record is from RefSeq and is a predicted model, not a curated record.
CGCAAAAAGCCAUCUCGCCUGCAACACACUCACUCUCGUCCUUACACCGCUUGCAGUGGAUUCUCCAUCUUACUACAUACAUCUGCAGGUCACUUAGUAGAGAAGCCAGCCCUACCCGCCUCAGGGGUCAGAAGAAUAGAGAACAACAUGUGACAAUCCGUGCUUUGCAGUCGACAGUAUGCUUCGAUUCCUUUGGACCAUGGCUCUCUUCUUCUGGUAUUAUUUGCUACUUCACAGCCGAGCUCUGGCCGACGAAGAGGCCACUGGGGAACUGACACCAUCGAGCAAAAAUUCUCCUGAAGAGAAGUCGGGCAUUUACUCGUGGCUUCCAUCCAUGCCCAAGUUUCCCUCCAUACCAACAUUUGGCAUUUUUGGGAGCUCAGGUGGCAAAAAUGAAGAUGCUGUCUCAACUACAACUGCCACAGGGGUGACAGAACUAAUUGGUCUCUUUCAAGACCACACGGGAUCAGGAGAAGGGAGCAAUUCUGAGGAAUCUCAACAAACCACAACAUUGACUCAAGGGCUCUUUACGAGUGUGGCAAAGAUAAGAACUGAGCCACCUCCCACUGGGACAUCAGAUUUGCCAUACAGCAGCAUAGCUCAGAGUAACAGUGAGACUUUUGUUUCUCCCACAAGCAGCUAUAUCAGAAAUACUUUGUUCACAAACAGUCCUCACAGAAGUAACACUCCUGGAAAAAACACAACGCAUAUGCUAACACCUCGGAGAUCCACAACAGCGGCGACUUCCAGCACAAGUGCCACUGAAAAUCCCCUCCCCAAUAGUGUUUACCGGGAGACCAUCUUUCAUACAGAAAGAAUUUCUUCAACAAUCCCACCAAAAACUACAGUUCCUACUGCCCUGACAUGGAAAACAGUGCAAACCACAACACUCAACCCGGGACUGGUGGAGACUAUUCAAACCAGCACACACCUUCUGGGGCUUGUUACUCUUCCAGCCAUUUCAGAAAGUAAUUUUGUUGGGAAACAAGAAGAUUUAUCUGUCAGUGUUGAGCUUCACUCAGUUGAAGGAACAUCAGAAAUUCACUCCACACAAAGUAACUUGAACCUGAGAUUAUCUGAGAUCAGUCUGGUGAACACUGAGCAGCAGCCAGGGGUUACUUCAACUUAUGUAAGGACUGAUCCUACCAUGGUGGAAGUCACAACCUCGGACAUUAACCCCACACAAAACCCUUUAGACUUGGGUUUCUCUGAGACCAGUACGGUGAACUUCGAACAACAUUCAGAAGUAUUCCCUGCUGCCCUCACAACGGAUCAUAACUUAGAAGUGGUCAGGACAACAACAGAACUAUACCACAUACGAAGCUACUUAGACCUGGGCUUCUCUGAGACCACUAUGAUGAAUGCCAAAACAGAGCCAGGAGUUUUCUCUUCUACCCUCAGGAAGGAUUCAAAUUUCGUGGAGGCGACCACAAAAGCAGAAAUCCAGACGACGCAAAGCCAUUUGAACGUGGGCUUCUCUAAGACAAGUAAUGCUGAACAACAGGCUCAAGUAUUCUCUACCACCCUCUGGAUCUAUAAUAAUUUAGCUGUGGAAUCCAUACCAAGCACAACUCAAAGCCAAAGGGCCAACUUUCCAAUUGUAGAAGAGUUACCAGGCAAAGACACUAAGGAAGAGGAUGAAGCUGUGGUUACUUCAACUACAGAUGGGGAUGCUGACACACAUUUGACAGACACUUCCACAUCAUCUGCAGAGCUACUGAGAACAUCCACGCCACACAACACAGGUGUUCUCUCUGAAUCUCCAUCAUCACUUCUGUACACUGAAGACUGGUCAUCUAACCUACCAAACAGUGACAGCACCUUACUCCCAGAUUGCAAUAAGGAACGCUCUGGAAUCUGCAACCUCUCCUACACCUGGGAUGCCACUACUUCUCUGAGAAUGAAACCCACACAAAAUAUCACUGCCACAAACCAGUCAACCAACGCCUUCCUAAUUCCAGCUACACCCAUGUUGGUGCCCUUAUACACUGACUGGAACAGUGCCAUAGCGGCCUGGGGCCUGGCAUGGGAGGUGCAUGUUUAUGGGGCCGGCGGAGUAUUUGCAGUGCUAACACUCGCCUCUGCACUCAAUCUUCUUUGCUUGCCACUGAGAUGUCCAUCUGGGUGUGGCUAUUUUGCUCUAGUCAGCCUGUUCCUUCUAGCUGCUGCAUGCACCAGGUCCUUCUCCCUGCUUUAUGAUGCCUAUGGCCACCAGAAUCGCAUAUCCUCCACAGAGGCCUCGCUAAUGCUCUUUGAAGCACCUUUUCCCUGUCUUACUGCAGCUUUCGGUUUGGUUUUUCUUCUCCUCUCAAUGCGCUCAAGAAUGCAGCUCUCCUAUUCAGCCUUUCAGAGACCCUGUUUCCUGGCCUGUCUAGUUGUCUUGCACUUUGCUGCUGCAUUUGGUCCAGUGACUUUCUUGAAGUUCUACCGGCAAACGCCCCCUUUGUGCCUCUUUCUGUCAUUGAUCUCUCGUGGAGCCUUUGUGGCACUCGCAACAUUUUUAUCUGCUGCCUAUUUUGUUUUCUAUAUCUAUGUUCGGGCAGACUCAAAACACAUCUAUCACCUAAACAACACAUCUCCAACACCAGCUGAACGCUACAACCGCUGCCCAUUUGCUGAGAGUCGGGAUUGGAACCGUGCAGCUAUAACCGUUUGUCUUUCAGCACUGUUUUCUUUAGCUUGUGCAGGACUGCAGUUUUAUGCAAUGCUUAAUGCUAUGGGUGUAAUUGGUGGGGAAGAGGUCUUCUACCCUUGGCCCUGGUGGGCUUUCCAGUUUAGCUGUAGACUGUGUGAACUUUUGGUCUGUCUCACCUUAGCUUUAGUGGUUGCUCAACCAGUUUUUUGUUCCGACCAGCUUCCAGCAGCUGGAAGUUGUUGGACUGAACUCCUAGCAUCCAAGUCCCCCAUCCUGCCUGGGACGUACCAGUGGACACUCAGCCAUCAGGAGAAGCUUGCUAUCGUUGACACUGUUGGACUUGGAGAGACAGAAAGCCUUCCACUUUACACUUUGAUGGAUGGGAGGCUUGGAAGCAGCCUGAAUGGCUUGGACCUCCUGUACCACAGCAACAGGGCCUUAGUAUAUCGAGAUCUCGACUUGGACUUAGGGUUAUCGGGGUCAGAAAAACCUGAGGACGGGCCAGGCAGAGAGCCCUCAGGUGUAUCUUCGUGUUCAAGCGACUCCACUGCAGACCUGCGACCCCCUUCACCAAUCAACUUGCGCCGUAGCAUAGACGAAGCACUCUUCAGUGAAGCAUUGUUUCCCAUCAGCCUCUUCAGUCCUGUUAGACCUAUUCGCUGCAGUGACACAUCAGUAAACAACCAAUGGACGCUUCCAAGCAAUGGCCCCUGUGAUCCUCUCUCCACUGACUCCAGCCUUUAUCGACCCUCAUCCUGCCUUGAAAUGGCCUCUCAGCUACAGUUUUCUCCCAGCCAAUCUCAAGGUGUAGUCACAGAAGGAGCUCCAACGUCUCCCUCCACGGGCUCGUCCUCCAGCAAUUCAUCAGCUGAACGUUGGAGAAGCAGUUCCUCAUCCUGCUCUCUGUACCAUGCCUCUCUUGCUGGCUCCUCUCUUGUUCUUUGCCCAAGUUCAGAGAGACAUACAAGGCAGCUUCCACAGGAAGGUUCAAAUGUGGCCUCCCAUAACCCACAAAGACACUACCAAGCUCUGGGAGCUGCCUCACAGGAAAGCCUGAACCUGUCAACUGAGACAGAUCGAUCUGUGCAGCAGGAAUUCAUUACAGUUUGCAGACAAAUGGAUUCUUUAAGCAUCUGCAGUGAGACUAUAGAUUUAUAGAAAACAGACUCUUAUUAAGAGGGUCCUGAAAUGAGAGUCUGCUUUGUGCAGCAAGAUGAUUGGAAUUUUAAAUGGUAUUUGAUAGUGCAUGUCAGCUUUAUGUACUUCUUAAACAAUAUAGCUGCAAAAAUGUUUCAGGUUUGAUAAGACUUCUUAAGGAUUUAGUGAAUGUUCCUGUGAGUCUAAGUGCCAAGACUGUCAAAAGCCAAGAGACUGUUUGUAAAUUUUACAUGUCUUAUAAAAGCAGAUGAUGCUAGUUAAAUUAAGAGUUACUUUUAUUAAGUGGUGAUAUAAUAAGGAGGUAUUUGUGCAAAUGUUUUUAUUGCAUUCCAACAUUCCAAUAGGUUGUACGGUGACAAAUAUAAGCUUUUACCUGCUACUGUUGUAAUAACCUUAGUUAUUAUAACAAAAACUUAGUCUGGAUGUUUUGUUUUUUCCAAAUGUAAACAUCUCAUAUCUACAUAUUCCUCUGAGGUAUGGUGCAGCAGUGCCCUCUGCUGGCAUAUGAACAGUAUUUAGCAUCUGCCUCAAUGUUGUGUAUUAGCCCCUUACAGAUUUCAUCAGUUUUUUUCUCUUUUUUUGCCACACAUAAAUGUUUAAAAUAAUCAAACAAAUCUUGAUGUUAGGUUGAGAUAAAAUACAAAUAUAAAAUUCACAUUUCAAAUGAGAUGAUUUAAAAUAAAAAGCUCUCCAAACCAAUCUGGCCCUGUGUGAAAGACUGGUUCAACUGUAAACAUUAUAAUUGUGACAACUUUCGUUCCAUUAAGAGCUUGGAGCAACUAGCAAGAAGUUAAGACUUUGACUAUUCCAUUCUUAUAGCUUCACUUUAUUUUAUUUUUUUGUCCUUUUGUUUGUUUUGAGCAAUUCUUAUUGAAAAUUGCCAGGUAACAAGAUGUAGCAAGGUCAUUAGAGUUUCUUGGGGGUUUUGCCAAACAUUCACACAUACAUAAAAUCAUUGGAGGAUAUGCUGUGUGCUAAGAAUUGAAAAGAAAUUGUGAAAACUCACAGAUAUCUGUUCAGUCACUUGGAGAUUGAUGCUGCUAUUCUUCCUUCUGAUUAACGGAGGCAGAAAAUACAAAGUCCAGAAUUUCACGAGAGUUGGAAGUCGAUUCCCCCCUUGCUGUAGAUGGUGCCGGAAGUGGGUCAUGAUGACUGAACUGAAAUGAGAAACAAAAAACAUGGCAUACUACCAAGACUAUAAAACUAUAGAGUAUCAUCAAAUAGGAUAUCAAACUUACAGUUCACUGGAAUUCAACAUGCAAUGCUCCAUCCUUGGAUGUUAGUGCAUGUAACUUGCAGCAACCCUAAAGAGGUAAAAGAAAAAUAUGUAUUUGCAAAAGGGAUAAUAUCUGAAAAGCCUUUGUUGUAUCAUUAACAUUUUUAAUUAAUUUUAGUGGCAGUAAAUGAACAUAGCUCAAACUAUUUGUUGAAGCCUGUGUUAUGAAUAUUCAGAGCUACAUUUUCAGCAUAAUACGGCAAAUAAAGUUUUUUGACCUCUUAAAGCAUAAAAAGUAGGAUAUAACAGUCAGCUUCCACUGUCACUGUGCGUUGUCUAAAUCUGCCUGUAAUUUAGCUUUGUAACUUUGAGUUAAAAUAUGCUGGAGUCAAAUGAAGUUUUUGUUUAUCAUUUUAGCCUUUUACCUGAGGAAGUUUAUCACCCAACUGAAGGCCAACAAGCUCUGUGCCCAAAUUAGUUUAUGUGUUAAGUCAACACUACUCACAUGUGUUAGCUUCUGUCGGGUUGCUUCUUUUAAUAUUUAGCACGUUUAAAAUGCCCCUCUCUCAGUUUCUGAUGAGUCGCAGCUGCGCUAGCUGAGGGUUCGAGAAACGGGGCCCCUUCAGGGAGGUCUGCGCAUGUCGACCACGCUGGUUGAAAACUCGCGGCUCCGUGGCGAUUCGAAGUUGGUCAGCCCUCGGGAACCCGCUUUAAGGCCCCCUGUGUGGGUGGGGACCUCUGGUCUCACCAGCCUGCAGAUUAUUUCCAUGAACUCUUUGAGAUCACCAAGAGUUUUAAUUUUAAGAUGGCUAAGAUAGCAGCUCAGUAAAAUUGAUCAAAAUGCCCAUUUCCUCAGACAGAAAUCAGAAAGCGGUCUGGGUAAUAUAAAGUGAAUCAAUAAUUGUGUUAACAGCUUAUUCAUGUUCUAACAGAUUGGUUUCCUUUACUAAAUUCAAGUUUGAUUACUGGGUUCAGUUUGCUCUGGUUGUCUUUGUCAGAAAUAUUUUGUUUGAUUAACUAAAGCAUUUCUGUGUGCCAAAAAAAAGAGAUCUGUAGUUUUUCACAGCACUGUACAAUCCUGACUGGCAUAUUAAUUUAAAUUGAAAUAAAGCAUUAAAUAUU